AUGACUUCCAACGAUCGAGACAAAUUAACGAAAACGAAUUCCAUUGGCAAAGCGUUGGAACAUGAUGACUCCAAAGAAGAAACACCACCGUAUGGACGAUAUCACAGCGAUGUGAGUGGCUAUUUACCCCCCGAGUCGUUUUCUCCAUUCGGGAGCAUAAGUGGAACAAAUGAGAAUUUGUACUGGAGUGGCAAAAGUGAUGACGAUGUUGGUGAGGCUACCGAUGGGGGGGACACUUCCCCAGAUGAAAUCUCCGCUGAUGGUACUUUCGCUGAUGGUACUUUUGCUUAUGGCACUUUUGCUUAUGGUAUUUCCGCUGAUGGCACUUUCGCUCCUUCUGCCACCGACAGCCCAUUUGGUAGAACGGCCUACCCAAAUGGAAAUGACGCGGAGAACCUUCCCAGCCAGAACGGAUGCGAGAAUUUUAAAACGCACAGCCUUGGCCUAGGACUCCGAAAUAGCAACAAAACCAGCUCCCCAAAAAAGGAGAUGAAAAACGUCAUGGGUUAUAACUACUUCACACUUAGACAACAACUGAUGAAAGCAGACGAUUCGAAAAUUUUAAAAAACAUUCCCCUGAGUAUAUUCGUGGGUACUUGGAACUGUGAAUAUUUUGACUUCUCCAAAGAAUGCUACAACGAAAAGAAAAUGUACACAUGUAACUACCUUAGCGAAAACUGCAGUGAGAGCAUGUACGGUUCAAAGGUAAGCGAUAGGUUCUCUGUCAGAUCUAUGACCCCAUCCUCCUUGAGAGUUAAGACGCUGGGAAAUUAUAAUAAAAUAGGGGGAUCUUGUAGCGUUGAUACUUUUGCAUCUACUGAUGAGAGGAGUGCAAACUACGCGUAUGAAGGUAUUUUAGAUGGAGAACUAAGAAGUUUCAAAGAUGGGGCAAAAAAAAAUCAAAGCAGUCCCCCCCCACUACGAGUCAUCCCAUGUGAUCACAUCGAAGCGGGGAGAGAAUCACCAACUAGUUUCAACGAGUUAGACAAUGUAAAACUCACACAAGGGGAUGAUUUAUCGUGUGAUAUGUGCAAUUCAGAAGAAGGCGCAAAUUUACGUAAAGGUGGAAGAAGCACCAGCGAGUGCAGAAAUAAGCUUCGUAUGUCCCUCUGUGAUGUAGGCAUCACGAAUGAGAGAAUCAAAUUCAGAAGUCAGCUCCCAAAAGAAAUCACCAAUAGGAACACAUGGGCUAAAAGCUUACCACGGUACGACCUUCCUAAGGAGGGCCCUCGUUCGAAGGAUUGCAACACUUAUUGCAUAUCGCCUAACCGGAAGAAGGUAGUUAGCAAAACAUCAACGAUGGGAUCCCCAAAUAAAGUGCAGACAGUCGAUACGACAAGAGAAAAGAUAGAUAAAUCGAGACAAGGGAAAAUGGAAAAGCUAAAACUAGUGGAGAAUGAGGAAACGGAGAAGAGUAACUAUAGGAAUUCCGAAAUAAGGGAAAAUAAUUCAAAACAAAGUCCAUCCAAAUGCAGAGAGAAGCAAAUAUUCUCUACUUGGAUUCAACCCCACUACGACAUCUACAUCAUAUGCCUACAGGAGUCCAUAUCUGAUAACAUCAUCGAGUGUUUGUCUCGCCACCUGAAGGAUAUAAAUCAAGAGACCUACAAAUUUUUACCAUUGGCUGAUUGCAAGCUUUCCGGAUAUGGGGAUGGAGCAUUCCUCCAGAUGAAGUCAACUACGAUGGCCGCCUGGGUGAGGACAUCAAAGUUAUAUCCAAAUGGCCCCGUAAAAUUAUGCGCCUCAAAAUCUAUCGCCUUCAACAAGUUAAAUAAUAGCAAGGGGUGUGUAUCUAUCUUGUUCAACAUUUUUAAUCAGUUCAUUUUAUUCAUUGGUUGCCAUAUGCCAGCUAAGGAUCAGGAGAUAAGACAAAAAUCCAGAGAAUUUAUUCUCACCAAAUUGAGUGAAUAUUUCAGUAACAAAAUAACCUCCAACUUUAAAGACGUUUUUCAUCAUGUCAUUUGGAUGGGAGAUUUUAAUUUUAGAGUUCAAGGAAUACGCCUAGACAAGGCUGUACGCUGCUUGCAGGCUAACAAUUUGAAGGAGCUCCUAAAAUAUGAUGAGGGAAACUCUGCCUAUUCAUAUGAUUUGUCCAUAAGCUUUCAGGAACUACCCAUCUCCUUUCUCCCCACUUAUAAGAAAAACGGAAACCGACCCGUUAUCAACCGGGAUGAUGCCAACUGGGUGCAGAAGGAAUACAAGCUCGUCCACAAUAUUAAGUGGUACAAGGGUGGCCGGCAGGAGUCUCGCAUCCCCUCGUGGACAGACCGCAUCUUCAAAUGGUCGUGCGAGAAAACCAGAAGUUGCCUCAUCUUCGUUCCCAACUCCUACCUGUCUCCAUUACCCGAGGAGCAAAGCAUACUCAUGGCUAGCGACCACAGCCCCGUAUCCUGCUGCUUCCAAAUGUACAUGAUGAAGAACGAAAGGGAGAUACCCUUGACGAAGGUCACACUUGCCAAAUCUUUCGAGGGUUCUCUCGCCGACAAUUCAUAA
This is a messenger RNA of Plasmodium knowlesi strain H, 2493 nucleotides long. RefSeq names its product endonuclease/exonuclease/phosphatase family protein, putative. NCBI's taxonomy places the organism in Eukaryota, Apicomplexa, Aconoidasida, Haemosporida, Plasmodiidae. The record is from RefSeq and is a predicted model, not a curated record. The transcript has 3 exons. The coding region runs from base 1 to 2493 and encodes 830 amino acids. Gene Ontology annotation, molecular function: phosphatase activity. Gene Ontology annotation, biological process: phosphatidylinositol dephosphorylation.